This is a messenger RNA of Medioppia subpectinata, 1703 nucleotides long. The record is from the annotation of a GenBank genome assembly. Lineage: Eukaryota; Metazoa; Arthropoda; Arachnida; Sarcoptiformes; Oppiidae.
AUUUUAUAAAUAUUUAUAAAUCAACGAAACAAAAGUUUUGGCAAUGAUUUGAUAAAAACAAUUGAAAACUAAUAAUUAAUUUGUGAGAGAAAAUGUCAAAUUCAGUUGAAAAUCAUCUGAAUGUCUUCGACUAUUUGGUCUUCGCUCUCAUGCUUACCAUUUCAGUAAUUCCGGUCUCAUUCUCACUGAUGGCCAGCUUUCUGUCGGCGAUAACUCUUCUGGGAGUGACGGCAGAGAAUUACAUGUUUGGCACACAGUUUGUGGCCAUAAACCUGUCGUACAUCUUAGGCGCCCCCAUAUCUGCCUAUAUAUUCCUUCCCGUCUUCUAUAAACUCAAAGUUGUCUCUAUUUUUGAGUAUUUAGAGCAUCGGUUUGACAGAAGGGUACGAAUGGUCGCAUCGAUUGUGUUCACAUCACAAAUGAUAAUUUAUAUGUCAAUUGUGUUAUACGCGCCCGCAUUAGCACUCAGUGCGGUCACCAGUCUUUCCAAAUGGACAGCGAUCUUAUCGGUUGGCAUCGUUUGUACACUUUAUUGCACUAUCGGUGGCAUCAAAGCUGUCAUUUGGACGGAUCUGUUUCAGUCAUUCCUAAUGUUCACAGCAAUGAUUAUUAUCAUAAUUAAAGGCACUUAUGAUGUGGGAGGGGUUGAUGUGGUCUGGGAAAGGGCUCGACUCACAGACAGAUUGCAAUUAUUCAAUUUAGAUCCAAAUCCAAUGACAAGACAUACGUUUUGGUCGCUAACAAUUGGAGGAAUCUUCAUAUAUGUGUCUAUUUAUGGCGUCAAUCAAACACAAGUGCAAAGACUGUUGACAGUCAGGAGUUUACAGAAAUCUCAAAUGGCGCUUCUCAUUAGUUGGCCCAUUACUACAUUGUUGGCUCUGAUCACAGCUUUCACUGGUUUAGUCAUUUUCGCCAAUUACUGGAAAUGUGAUCCUCUCAUGAAAAAACAUAUCACAAAAUCAGAUCAAUUGUUGCCAUAUUUUGUUAUGGACUCGUUGUCCUCAUAUCCAGGUCUUCCAGGCGUUAUAAUCGCCGGCAUUUUUAGCGGUGCUUUAUCUUCAGUGUCUUCAUUCGUUAAUUCUUUGGCCGCCGUUUCGUUAGAAGAUUACGUGAAACUGUAUUUCGGCAAUAGAUUGUCGCAGAAGUCUGAGACCAUAAUUACUAAAUGUUUAGCACUGUUUUAUGGCUUACUUUGCGUUGCGUUGACUGUAGUGGCCGACCAAAUGCCUGGUCUACUCCAGGCCUCGCUUACCAUUUUCGGAGUAGUCGGCGGACCACUACUCAUGCUGUUUACAGCCGGAAUGUGUUGUCCAACUUGUGAUUCUUGUGGCGCUUUGAUUGGAUUUAUCGUUAGUCUCGCGGUUGGCUUUUGGCUCGGUUUUGGGAAUCUGUUAUUCGGCACAAAACCUGUUCCUCUCAUUCAGUCCAUUGAAGAUUGUCCUGAAAUUGGCUUCAAUUCUACUCAAACACAACAAACAGCGUUCAAUUCUGAAGAGAAUUCAUUUUCAAUAUAUAAUCUCUCGUAUAUGUGGUUCUCUGCCUUCACGUGGACUAUAGGUCUGACCGUUGCGUUAAUUAUAAGUAAAUUAAAUAAAAGUACAAAAGAAGUAAAUCAACAACUUUUGACACCAUUUCUAAGAAAUGAAUCAAAUUCUGAACAAAAUGACGAAACAAUGAAUAGAUUAAAGUUAACUGAAAUAUAA